AUGAGUCGGAGGUCCAGCCCCGCCAAUCUGAGCUCAGUGAGCUUGCUGCUGGCGCUGCUGCUGCUGAUGACACCGAGACCCCUGGACAGCGCCAAUCCUUCGGCCACUGUGGUGAGAGAGCUACGCUGCAUGUGCUUAACCUUCACUCCCGGGACUCCCCAAUUGAUUAGUAAGAUCAGUAAGCUCCAGGUGAUUGACGCUGGCCCUCAGUGUUCCAGGGUGGAAGUGAUAGCUCGCCUGAAAAAUGGGAAGGACAUCUGCCUGAAUCCAGAAGCCCCUUUGGUCAAGAAAAUCAUCCAGAAGUUUCUGGGAAGAUAUAACACAGCCUCGCACACCAGUGCCAAACCCUUGGGUGUUCUACAAGUGUUGCUACUGCCGUCGUUGCUCCUGACUAUGCUCACUCUCUGUGCCAGCCAAGAAAGUAACCUCGGAAGAGCAGACCCUUAUCUUGAACUACGCUGCAUGUGUGUGCACACGUCCACAGUCAACCUCAGUCUCAUUAAGACAUUGAAGCUGAUCAAACCAGGAGUCUAUUGUGACAAAGCUGAGCUGAUAGUAACACUAAAAGAUGGCUCAGAAAGGUGCCUGGACCCAGAAGCUCCUAUAAUCAAGAAAAUAGUCCGGAAAAUGUUGAAAAAUAAUAGAUCAUUUGCUUGA
Messenger RNA from Elephantulus edwardii (Cape elephant shrew), 657 nucleotides. Its product is annotated as platelet basic protein-like. Gene Ontology annotation, molecular function: chemokine activity; CXCR chemokine receptor binding. Bases 1 to 657 code for a protein of 218 amino acids. The transcript is spliced from 6 exons. The record is from RefSeq and is a predicted model, not a curated record. Gene Ontology annotation, cellular component: extracellular region. NCBI's taxonomy places the organism in Eukaryota, Metazoa, Chordata, Mammalia, Macroscelidea, Macroscelididae. Gene Ontology annotation, biological process: chemokine-mediated signaling pathway; neutrophil chemotaxis; inflammatory response.